This is a messenger RNA of Ictalurus furcatus (blue catfish), 5854 nucleotides long. RefSeq names its product sorting nexin 11 (gene snx11). Lineage: Eukaryota; Metazoa; Chordata; Actinopteri; Siluriformes; Ictaluridae. Gene Ontology annotation, molecular function: phosphatidylinositol binding. The coding region runs from base 1379 to 2317 and encodes 312 amino acids. The transcript is spliced from 7 exons. The record is from RefSeq and is a predicted model, not a curated record. Gene Ontology annotation, biological process: intracellular protein transport.
CAUUGUCGCUCGUGAUCGUUGGGACGGCGCAACGCGGAAGUUGUUUGUUGCCUCGAACGAUUUUAAGCUUUGGUUUAUUCUUAAUUAUCAAACUAUGGCAGCAGCUUGAUCCGUGAAGGUGUGAUGUUGAAGAUACAUGGUUGUUACCAAUAUUUCUGUUAAAGGUAAUGGCAUUUUACAUAUAAAGCAUAAUUUGGUGUUGACUUUUGAAUUGUUUUUCAGCUUAGAGAGGAUAAAAGCCACAUCCUGGUUAAGGAGAGCUAGAAGUUUAUAUAACAGCAGGAGUUUAUAUUAUAACUUUGCUGAUAUGUACGUUCAGAGUCAGAAUCUGUUUGAGAAUGAUGUUUCUCUUCGUAUAUUUAUCCUGCGUUUUAGUUAUCAAAUAUUCAAUGGACAUCCUUCGUUUUUAGAUGUCAUGCCGUUUCUAACUCGAGACGGUCCACAAACGACAUUCAAUCGAUUAAGUGUUUGCUCGCUCAGGGAGAUAAGCUCCUCUUUUUUCAGCAAACACACGCUGUUCCUAAUCACUGUUUCCAAACCUGAUUACUGACCAAAAUGCUGAUGUCUGUAGUCUCCUGCUGAAGGAAGAAGGAGGGGCUGGAGCUCAGAGGUAAAGGGUAAAGAUCAAGCUCAAUGAUCCGUGCAAGUCAUGUUCACUGAUGUUCCCCGAGGUAGAAGUAGAGAGGGGAUUUUCCCUUGAUGGUUUUAUUAGAAGAUUGAUUAAGCUCCUCAACUUUUGGCAAACUCGUGACACAAAAAGUUGCAUUGACUGAAACAGUGAGAACAUUGUACUCCAAUGAAAUAGUGGUGUGUGAAAUACUGCCAUCUUGGUGGAAAAGGUGUAAAGUGUGCCUCAGGGUGGGGGAAAGGUUUAACUGAUCAGUUAUGAUGUCAAGCUUUACUUGUCAAACAUGAUUAUUAUAAGUAGAUCUGGAACACAGUAUCCUUCAAAAUUCCUACAAUACAGUAAAUUAUUUGUUAAGGGAAAGUAUUGGAAUGUCGUAUGUUGACACCCAUAAUAAUAAAAAUGUGAUGAUCUAGACACUAGACUAAUCGGUGAUAAAGUCCUGCUUCAUAUUUGGGCUGAGGAGCUGGAGGUUUGAGCCAUAGGAAAAAUAGUGGGGGGAAAUUCUGUGCAGUUUAAUUCCAAUCUUUAGAAAUCAAUCAAUGGUCAUGAUGUUUUCUGAUAUAGACUUAAAGAGGGGCUUUUUCUUUACUGGAUUUAUUACUAAAUUGUUUGAUGUUGUGGCAAACACAGGAUUAAAUCAAAAAGAGAAAUGUUUGUGAGUAGAAAAUGCCUACACAGCAUUGCUGUUGAAGGACAUAAAGCAGUUUAGUCAUUUCCCGUGUUCUCCUUUUCUCAUUCCGCAGAUGUCAUAUGUGCUCAUUCACAACUGGCAGAAUGAUCAAAAGUCAAGAAGAUGAAUUCAUUACUGUGAGAGUUCAGGAUCCUCGUGUGAUGAAUGAGGGAUCAUGGAACUCGUAUGUGGACUUCAAGAUUUUUCUUUAUACCAACAGCAAGGCUUUCACAGCUAAAACCUCCUGUGUGCGUCGGCGAUAUAGUGAGUUUGUGUGGCUGAAGCAGAAACUGCAGAAGAAUGCUGGUCUGGUACCUGUUCCUGACCUGCCCGGAAAGUCUUUCAUCCACUUUAACAACACAGACUUCAUUGAAAAGAGGAGAAAGGGUUUACAGAGCUUCCUGGACAAGGUAGUGCACAUGACCGUGUGCCUGUCCGACAGCCAGCUCCAUCUGUUUCUGCAGACUCAGCUUCCUGUUAGUCACAUUCAAGACUGCGUAAAGGGUCACACUCCUUACAGCGUGACUGACGCCAUUCUAACUUAUGCCUCGUCUAAUCGCGGCUGGGCUCAGGAGGAAGGUGGCGGGCCACUGGAGACAUGCCCAACACCAAUUUCUUAUGAAUCAAUUGAGAGCCCCUCUCCAAAUGUUCCCUCUUUACAACAUGAAGAAGGAGCUGUAGAUGAGCCUGACCUAAACUCUGUUGACUUAAGAUUGCAAGAAGACGACACAACUAUACAUAAUCGUAGAGAUGGCCAAGAAGGAAGAGUACAGGAUGGGGAGAGUUGUGAACGCCUGGAGGUGGACGUCCAUCAGCAGGUUCCUAUUUUGGACAUCCAAAACACUAAAGAAGGAAGUGGUAUCAGUAUACUAGAUGAGCAAAAACCAAUACACGACAACACCAAAGACAGCAUUGCAAAUGGAGUUGAAUAUGUGGUCUCGCAGGCACCCACUGAAGCAGAUAAGUCUCAGCUAAACCAUGUAGCUAAUAAUAACAAAUUGGUCAACUUUUUUUUCUAACUUUAUUCGCUAUUCUGAGAAGCAUGUUAAAGUUUAAAGAAAGUUUAUACAAUGAUUUAAACUGAACCUAAUACAGCUUUUCUACAAAUACACUACAUUACAAUUAUUUGCUAUUUUGGUUCCAUAUUAGACCCAAACUCUUUCUCAGACAACUGCUUGUAUGUGGGUAAAGCUGAACACAGUUUCAAGUGAGCUCAUCAGUCAUUAGUAUCUAGUAAAGAGAACCAAGAUCAAGUCGGGACAAACAAAUUACCUGACCAGUGGAAGUCACUGAGUCACCAGUGGUGAACAAAGUAUGUUGUCUAAUCAUAAAGAUUCUGCUUAGUUGAAUAGACACAAUGUGGCCUUUUUUUUUUGCGUUCAUGUUUGAUGUUUACAUUUACAAACGAGGUAGAAUACAACCUAUGCAUACAGCUGAGAUGUUGAUGGUUAGGGGCCUUGUUCAAGACUUUCUGGCAGUCCUGAAAGGGUGCAUAAAAGAAGCUACAGUAAUUUAAAACAUAAUUAAUGUUAAGUGUACAGCGAAGGGUGCAGUGUUUGAGCCUGUGUUAAUGGCAAAUCAUAAAAAUAGAACGUUCUGAAGAGACAUUCAAGCUGAAGUCAUGUGCCCCAGAGACAAAGAAACACAAAUCUUUGGACACCCUUAAACUAGUAAGAAGAAAGAUAACCAGGUGACAGUGAAACAUAUAACAGUGAGUAAACAAAUAUCAAGGGGCAAAAUUAAAACCUGCUUCAUAGUGUCCCAGCUUCCAGAGACUUCAGUAAUGUGUUUUUGUUUUUGUUUUUUUCUUUUGUUUGAUUUCCUACUGCUGUAAACUCCUGGAAUUUGGAAUCUAGUCUUAAGAUGUUUCACUCUUUCAGUGAGUGUACAAGACAAGAUGGGUGACUGACCUUUCAUUGAAAUUGAUGUGCAUUGAUUUUAAUAGUUGAGAGUUCAUCUGAUGAUAUCCCAUCUCACUCAUUAAUGUAGAUGAAGGAAGAGAAUGCAUUUUGGCGAUUGGGGCAUGUGCAGUCUUUGGAACAGAUUCUCCUCAGUGUUCCCUAUACAGGAGGUCCAGGUGGAGUGAAAUUAACACAAUAACUAUUAGCACCCAUUGUUAAAUAAAUAAAGGCAAUAGUUUUGCAUUUUAAAGUCUCCUUAUAGUUUACCUCUUCCUGUAAAGUAUUUCCUCCUACCUCUCAAAAACAUGUCGUUAUGUGAAUUUGUGACUCUAAAUUACCCCCAGAUAUGAAUAGGUGUCCAAAUGUGUCUGUGCAUUGUGCCCAGGGUGUUUUCCUACCACAUGCUCAGAGUAUUUUCUGAGAUUCACUGACACCCUGAAUAAGAUAAAACAUUUAUUCCACAGCCUAGUUUCAGCAUGGCAGAGGCAAACUAGUUUUGGGCUAAAACAUCCUUCAGAAACAGUGAUCAUCAUGAGUACAGCUGCAAGUCAUCACUUUCCAGUGCACCAUCAUAUUUCAUAGUGGAUAUGGUUUUUUUUUGUUUGUUUGUUUGUUUUUCCAUGUAUACAGACCCCGUUUGUCGCCAAACACACCAAGGAUGAUUUUGAUUUUUUAUGAAAAUAACCAAACAAUUCAGUUGUUCCACUACUUUUGUGGGUUGUGCUUGGCUGUGCUCUAUUGUGCAACUUUUCUAAGUUUAAUGGUGACUAUCACCUGAUUUUGAAAAUUGAUAACCCUUAAAAUGGAAUUUUUGAUUCUUACUUUGUCAAAAUCACCGUCUUCAAUAUGCACUGGGGCAAGAAGCACAAACUUUCUCCUUUGGGCAUGUAUGCAACUGUUCCAGUAAUUGUAGCUGUAAUUAGUUGAUAUUUCAUUUUGUUUACAUAUGUUUUUAUACCAGUUACCUGAUUGGUGUAGGUCAGUGUCUCAUUUCAGCUGAAAGCUGUUUGGUUUUCCAGGCAGAUGACAAAGUACAGUAUAUUUCAACUGGUGAAAAGCACAAUACAGAUACUAAAGGUUGGAAGAUUGUAAAAAGCAAAGAAUUUCAUAGGGAAUGUGAAGUAAAAUAUUUCGUAUACUGCAUGCUUUGCUUUUAUUCUAUGAUGCUAGUUACAUCCUGUUAUAAAUGGUCUAGCUAUGGUGCUAGACAGUGCAUUAUGGGUAUUCCAUAUCUGAGUUAUGGGAUUUCUUGACUGCACAGGAUAUUUCUUCACAAUACUUUCAGACAUGGCUUAAAAAGUAGAAAACCUUCAAAAUAGUGCCAUAUGUUGUUAAUAAGGUGUGGCUAGAAAAUAAUUUCAGUGCUUAUAAAUCCAGUGAUCCAUAUGAAGCUGUUUGAAGUAGUGUGUCUUGAGUGGGACGGUCUGCCAUUAAUAAACCUCCAUCCAACAGAAUGUCCAAUCAUUGAUGAAAGGGGAAAGAAAUUGCACAGAUGGACACACUCCAUUAGUUGUCAUUCUAGUAUAAAAUUAUUUAAUGACCCAUAAGAUUGUGUACAUUUUAGUUUUUGGAGGUCCUGUAAGGCAGAGUACAACCUUCCAGAGUGCUUCAACAAAAUACAAGAUGCUAUAGAUACUCUGGGAGGCAAACAUUAGGAAGACGAAUGUUAGACAGUGGAGGCAUGAAAGCAUAUUGUCUGUCUUGAUAAAUCUUAGUUGCUGCUGCUGGGAUUUCAAGGUCAUAGAGUAAAGCAGGAGUCCAUGUUCCCUUCAUACUGCAUGCUUAUAUUAACGGACACUUGGAAUGAAUAAUGAAUUCAGAUUAAUUAAGGCUGUCUUGUUGAUGCAAUACAAUAGUAAUGUGCCCCUAAUGUUUUGUACAAGUAGGACAUUGGCUUCUUAGGAUAUAAGAACUUUCCUCUCUCUCUUGUUGUUGUACACUGUUUAUUUCACUGAUGCUUGUUAUAUAAUAUUGAGGCCAGAGGAACAAUCUAUUACAGGAGAUCUGUUCCUCUGGCUGAGUUGAAUGUUGCACAAAGCAGAACCACAUCAAUAUGACGACGGGGGGGAUACACGAACAAAGUAUUCACUGAUACUUGAUGAUGCUGUAUGCCCAGUCUAACAAAUACAAAACAAAAAUAAACCGACCAAUGUGCAAUCAUGUAAAUAAGGAUUCAACAUAGCUUUUUAUUUUUUCAUAUUGUUACACUAAAGCUAUGGGAAUAUUUUUUUUGUUUUCCAGUGGUUUACAAAAGGCUGCUUAUACUGUUCUAGGGAAAGGGAAAGCACUGUAACAGAUAAGUGAUUAAUAGCAAAGGGUACUGUUUUGUUUGAACUAUUUCUGAGCAUAACUGUGACUACUAUUCUGUUUGAAUAUUUAUACUGCAUUUGACAUUGUUUCUCUGGUUUAAUUGUGUGGACUACACAGUAGUACACUUAGUUUUAGAGUAAAUUAAAUUACGUUAGACACAACCCAGUUUCCUCUCAACAUUCAUUUUAUCAUUUUGACUUUGUGGAAUCUUCAUGCUGUGAUUUUUAAUAUUCUGUAUAAAAAAUCAUUAAAAAAAAGAAUGUAAAUGGGCUAAGCUUAUCUGCACUGACCUUCAAGCUUCUGAAAGUGAUAUGUACUAAUGAGAAAUAAAGGUGAGAAAAAUAA